Folsomia candida is the source of this 2366-nucleotide messenger RNA. RefSeq names its product zinc transporter 9 (gene ZnT49B). The record is from RefSeq and is a predicted model, not a curated record. Gene Ontology annotation, molecular function: monoatomic cation transmembrane transporter activity. Bases 367 to 1938 code for a protein of 523 amino acids. Gene Ontology annotation, cellular component: membrane. Gene Ontology annotation, biological process: transmembrane transport; zinc ion transport. The transcript is spliced from 9 exons. NCBI's taxonomy places the organism in Eukaryota, Metazoa, Arthropoda, Collembola, Entomobryomorpha, Isotomidae.
CUCUCUCUCCUCACUGUAAAGUAAGCACACUGUGCCCCGACUCGACGGAAAUCGCAGGUGGAAACUGGAACAAUUGACAAACUGGCAAAUACUCUCAAUUUGUCAAAAAACAUCCACCUUGAUAAAGAAUUAAUUGCAGUCUUGUUUAUCGUUAUCAAACUCGACGCUAAAAAGUGACGAAACUCAAAAUUAACACUUAAAAAUUGCACUCGUUAAGGUGUAAAGGAUGAGAAGUUUGUAAAUAAAAGACGCUGGUUGCCAUCAGCUGUACAGGAACAUUGACAUUGUUAAUUGCUUCAGUUCUCCGCAAGUUAGUUUUACAAAAUCUUAAAGUUUGUUAAAACUUGUGAAGAAAUCUACGUCAUCAUGCUCGCCGUCCGCACCCUCAGCAUUUGCUGUGGGGCAACGACGCGACGUGUUUUAUAUCAGCCAACCAACUUUGUAAGGAGGAAACUGGGCAAUUUUAGAGCCUUGUCGACAUCAUCUGUUCAUCGAAGUUCGUCGGAUCCUCCAAAUCCUCCGAUCGUACCGGGGGCUGAACCUAUCGCAGUGGCCCCAGAGGUGGUAAAACAGCGCCCCAAAAGAGCCCUGACCUCCACCGAGAGGAACUUUAUCACCCCGGUGAGAGCGAUGCAAGACUUUUUACUGAAGACAAACGAUUUGGCUGGACUUCGUAAAACGAUGAGGCGAUCGCCACAUGCUGACGAACCUCCAAUAAGUGUAUAUUGGAGAAGAGAUGUAGAACAAAGGGCAGUGGAAAUUUGGGGGAGUUGGGACGAAUUGAAGAAGGAGAAAAGAAGACGUGGACAGCAAAAUGAAGAAUAUUUAGACGCACUGACAAAUAUUAAACGCAUUUUGAAAAAGUAUCGCAAAGAGUACAAAGAAGAAGAAUUUGUAAAUGCCAAAGAUGGGCCAAUGCAGACGCUGAUGCAUGGCUCUGGUCGCAUUGUAGUCACUGCAAUUACUAUAAAUGGAACUAAUUUUGUAAUUAAAAUGCUGGCCUGGUCAAUGACGGGGUCACAUAGCAUGUUUGCUGAGGCCAUUCACUCGUUGGCCGACACUAUUAAUCAAGUCAUCCUCGCAUACGGUAUUCACAAGUCAACCCAGAGGGCAAAUUUAGAUCAUCCAUAUGGAUAUGCAAAUAUGAGACAUGUCGCUUCCCUGAUAUCGGGAGUUGGAAUUUUCUGUGUGGGAGCUGGUCUCUCUUUUUACCACGGAAUUACCGGUCUCAUUAGCCAAGAGCCGAUUGAAUCUCUGUAUUGGGCAUUUUAUAUUCUGGCUGGAUCUUUAGUUUCGGAAGGUGCAACGUUAUACUUGGCUGCCAAUUCAGUUCGAAAACGAGCAAAGGACUUGAAUAUGACGUUUAAAGAAUUCAUUCUACGUGGUCGAGAUCCAUCGUUAAACGUUGUGAUACUUGAAGACACUGCCGCCGUUGCUGGUGUGGCUGUUGCAGCCUCAUGCAUGGCUCUAACAAUGUGGACCAACUCUCCCAUUCCAGAUUCCGCUGGGUCUCUAGUUAUUGGAGGCCUCCUAGGUGGGGUUGCGUCCUUCAUUAUAUACUCAAAUAGCGCAGCUUUAGUUGGUAGAUCCAUUCCGAGAGACAACUUGGAUCAGAUCAAUGGUGAAUUAGAACAAGAUGUCAUGAUUCGUGCGAUUCAUGACGUGAAAGGAAUCGAUAUGGGAAACAUGCUUGUUCGAUACAAGGCAGAAGUGGACUUUGAUGGGCGUGAACUUACCAAGUCCUACAUAGAUAAACAAGAUUUUAAGCAACUGUUUGAGGAGUUCAAGGUGGUUAAGACUGAAGAAGACCUUGAAAAUUUUCUCCUGAAACAUGGAGAAGGCAUUGUAGACACUUUGGGGGCUGAGAUUGACCGUAUUGAAACUAAACUUAAGCAAACACAUCCUGAAAUCAGACAUUGCGACUUAGAAAUUCUAUAAUAUUUAAUUGUUGUUUAACCACUUAAUUGACGUACCUAAUUAAAAGAGGGCAUUCUCGUCCUCUUCUCCUGUGGGUAUUUGCAUACACCUACAGCGGUAAAAAAAUAUUGUUAGUAUUAUAUGUACUAUAUAUGUAGGUUAAGCUUCUAUGUUAAAUUAUUCACAACUGACCGACACAUGCUUGGAACCCAAACUCGCAAACGGCCACAAGACUUUGGAAUGCAUUUGCACUCGCAAGUUAAGUCAUCCCAGUACCGGAGUGGUUCCAUAUUUGAAAACUGCAUUUCAAGGCAUUUGUGUUUCUCUUCCUGGACUUUGCAACUACACGCGCAGUUGUUGGCGUCAUAAGUCUAUCAUUUUGUAUUUUAGUUAAAGUCGGACGUAUUAACAGUGAUACAAAAAAAUAAAUAUAAUAUUUGGACAAUGUA